Molecule: messenger RNA, 1446 nt
Organism: Cuculus canorus (common cuckoo)
Lineage: Eukaryota; Metazoa; Chordata; Aves; Cuculiformes; Cuculidae
Gene: PLAC9
Product: placenta associated 9
Exons: 5
Coding region: 304-594 (96 amino acids)
Source: RefSeq, a predicted model, not a curated record
GUUCAGCACAUUCCAACUGUAGACUAUGUAAAUAAAUACAAGGGUAAAAAAAAAUCCUUCAGGGAGCUUGGACCACUGCCAGCUUGCCUGAGUAACUGGACUUUGCAUGGAGCUGGAAGGGUGGAUUUUAAAGGGAGGGAAGCAGAAGAGAACAGCUCAAGAAUUUUGGCUCAGCUUGGGCAUAUUUCCUCCUAACUUUGGCUAAACCUCAGCACGAACGGCUGGACGGAGGAGUUGAUGUGAAGCUCGGGAGGGAGGCUGUGGAGCACUAGGACUACAGCAGAGCUUGGAGAGGCUGAAGCCAUGCUUUUCCUUUGGGCGCUGGGGUUUAUUUUAGUCCUGCAAGAGCGAGAUCUUUUAGUUGCUGCAGACCCUGUCAGCGUGUUACCUGGAAGUUUGGGAAGAGGGAGCUGGUGUAAUGAACAGGAUACAAUUCACGAACGGUUAGAUAUUAUUGAAGAGAAGGUAAUAAAAACCGUGGAGCAUCUAGAAUCAGAAGUCAAGUCACUCCUCAACAUCAUCAGUGAGACAACAUCGAAUAUCCCCAUAGCUCCAGGAACUCCACUUAUAGACAUUUUUGAUGAUACCAGCUGAGAUCUGCAAAGACAGAAAACAGCUGAAUGUAACAGGAUGGUCGUCAUAACAGUUGCACUUUUGUUCAGUUAAUAAUCUUAUCCUUCCAGAAUUGGAGCAAGGAUGAACAAUCUACAGCUGCAGUUUGCCUUUGUGUUCCUAUGCUUUACAAUAAAAAGAGGCACAAUGCAACCCAGAACUGAUUCCAACAUCCACUCCUCAACUUCCCCACAGCAACAUAACUUCUUCAGGGAAGAAGGACCUUGCCUGACGUUUACCAAAUGGAGGGAGAGCGUGUGCGUAUGUGCAAACUCCUUCUCUUAUUUCAUAUUAUUGAUUAACAAGCAGUCUAUUUUCACUGAUCUAGCUCCAAAGCUCUUCCCCCUUGUACUUAGUUUUUCUUCACAUGUUUCUAUUUUGAGAAUGACAGGCUGAGGAGACAUCACCCAUGUCAACAGAGAAUAAAAAUUCAGGUUCCUAGAGUGAGAGAAAUUACAACAAGCAAAACAAAAAUAUCGAGAGAUAACUACAGAUUUCGUCUAUCGUGUACAGACAGUACAGAUCAUCAACCCCACACAAGUCCCAAACUCCUGCCAACACAACCGUUUCUGAAUAAUUAUGUGGAUUCAAUCAGAGAACUUUUACGGAAAAACUAAGUUACAUAAACAGAGUCAUCACUCACAUGUAAAUCAACCAGAAAGCACAGUCUGUGAAGACUUAGAAGAUAGACAGCUUUAAUUUCAUAAUCUCUUCUUACAUACAUACAUUUAAGGCACAAUGCAAAAUGUUAAAACAUUAACAAUAUAAUCUUUACUACUGUGAAACAUUACUACUGCCUUGUGACAGUCACCCUAGCCAAAAUGAAAUGUGGAA